Trichophyton benhamiae CBS 112371 is the source of this 429-nucleotide messenger RNA. RefSeq lists its product as uncharacterized. The coding region runs from base 1 to 429 and encodes 142 amino acids. The record is from RefSeq and is a predicted model, not a curated record. The transcript has 2 exons. NCBI's taxonomy places the organism in Eukaryota, Fungi, Ascomycota, Eurotiomycetes, Onygenales, Arthrodermataceae.
AUGCCCACAGCCUUGUACGUAUUAAUUGAAGACGUUGUUGCGGUGGAUGGUGGAGGUGGACAGGUAUACAGAAGGGCAAUUCGUGAUAGAUAUCUCUCCAGCCCUUACUUCAGACAGAUGCUCUUUGAAAUGAAUUGCUUUUGGGGUGGCGGGUCAGUGGUCUUUGCAGCGGUCAUCACUGCUCUGGUAUUUACAACACCUAGAGACGUGGCAUAUACGGCUGAUCUUCGCAAGGAGAAGGCUGCCUGGGGGAAAUACUCCCUUCAUGGGAUUCCUUAUACUGAUGACAUCACUUGUCCUACACCCCAGACUAGGUUUAUAUCCGUUUCUGGCAGGUUGAUGUCCUCAUUACCAUUCCAGAAGCCGGUAAAGCCCGAUAGAAUUGACGAUAACAAUGUCGCAUCGGGUUAUGAUUCCGAGACUGUAUAA